GCUGGAAGGCGCGGGUUGCUAGUUUGCAGCUUUGCUUGGCGAUUAUUGUGCUUUAAAAAUCUGCGGGGCCAUGCAGCGUCUUUCCGGUUGGGAUCCUGUGAGACUAGGCUGGCUUUUCAGUAAGUGCUAGGACUGCGUUGUGGAGGCAGCCGACGCCACGUGGGUUAGAAGGUGCCUGUGAGGGGCGUACCCUCUGCCAUGAAGAAGAUUUUUGGCUUCAGGAAUAAGGGCCCAUCGCCCUUAGGCCCCUCUGCACGCCCGCGGAGCAACUGCGUGGGCUUUGGACGUGAGAAUGCUAGUGGCUCCCACGUGCCCAGGUACCACAUUCACGACAAGGAUAUGGGCAAGAUCCACAAGGCUGCAAGCGUGGGUGACGUAGCCAAAGUGCAGCAUAUCCUUAUCCUUGGGAAAAGUGGUGUGAACGAUAGAGACAAGAAGGACAGGACUGCCCUACACCUUGCCUGUGCUUAUGGUCACCCAGAAGUGGUGACUCUCUUAGUAGAGAGGAAAUGUGAGAUAGAUGCCUGUGACAGCGAGAACAGCACAGCUCUCAUUAAGGCUGUACAGUGCCAGGAAGAAGAAUGCGCAGCUAUACUGCUGGACCACGGGGCUGAUCCGAACGUGACGGACAGCAGCGGCAACACUGCCCUCCACUACGCGGUCUACUGUGAGAGCACGUCCAUAGCAGCCAAACUGCUCGCACACGGCGCAAAUAUAGAAGCCAAAAACAAGGAUGACCUAACGCCUAUGUUACUGGCUGUAAAGGAAAAUAAACAGCAUAUUGUGGAAUUUCUAGUAAAGAAGAAAACAAGUAUUCACGCAGCUGAUCAGCUUGGAAGCAACAGGCAAAUAUUUGAAUAUGAUGGGAAGAGACCAAAAAAUUCUGAAAAUAGCAAUGCAGUGGAUAAUGUUUCUGAAGAUGGCUCUUUAACCAGGUCUUCUCACAUACCUGAUCCUGCCGACUCCUGGCCUACAUCAGAUGAGGAUGACUAUAACUUUGAUACCAAGAACGUUCCCAAAAUUAAUUUAACAGAGUUGUGGACAGCUGCCCAGCAGUCUAAGAAAAACCAAACAAAAUGCGGCUUUGAGGAACCAGACAGUAGAGCCCUGUCUGACGAUAGCCAUUCCGCUAGUGAAAACGAAGAUGCCCCUGGGAUUGAGCCUGAAUCACCAGCCAGAGUCCAGAUCCUCUCCCCGUCCCGUCAGUCACCCGACCCUGUGGAAGGAGCAGCUGAGCCUGCAAUUGAAGGAGAAGAAAACGGAACGGAUAUCAUUGAGAGCGCUUCACAGGAGCAACCACAUGACAAUUUAGCCCGUGCUGACGGCUGGCACAGAAGUAAUAAAAGUGAAAUGAUGUCUGCAUUGGGAUUGGGAGAAGACGAGGAUGAAGACUCACCUUGGGAUUCUGAGAGUCUCUCCGAGAGUGUGUCACUGGACGGCGUAGCUCCCCUGUCUGGGACUGAAGAUCACACAGGAAAAAGGAGAGCGCGCGGACAGAUAGAAGAUGUGACUUAUAUACCUUCCUGCAUGAGCGGAUCAAGAAGCUUUAAGAUGGCUAAGCUAGAGGAGUCCAGAACUGUAGGCAUUCCAGUAGCCCACAUGGAGGCCCCCAGGAGGUGUCCAAUCAUGGAGCCUGCCGCGGAAAGGAGGGCUCCUGUUCUGAACAAAUCAGAGACCGUGGGGAUGAAGGACGUGCAGACUUUCAAACCAGAGCCAGAAACAGUAUCACGAGAAGAGCAGACAAGGCUCAGACGCAGUGAAGACAGCCAGCAAAAGGUUGAAGAAAGGAGAAAGCACAGAAAUAACGAAGCAGAGCCAUCAGGCAAUCUGUACGCCGGUGCGGCUGACUGCGCUGCUGACGGAAACCCACCGAGGGGAAACACGGAUGACCUGCAGUUUCCCGUGAAGGGGAGUGAGGGACGUGGCAGUGGUCCUACCUUGCUUAUGAAGGAAGCAGAGAAAGCGGAGAAUGAGAAAUGGGUAUCCAAAGAGUCUGUUAUGAUGGCCGUGACUGAGAGCGCUGGCUUGCCGACUGGCGGCUCGCUCCAAAUGCAGGAUGGUUCCCGCCUGAGUGACUCGGACCAAAGUGAAUCCAGGCCCGCAAAGAAAACAUCUAAUAAAAAUAACAAGGACAGCAAGCAGACAGCUGCUGUGGACAACCUUGACAACUUAACUGAGUCAUCUGAAAUGUCCUCUGAGGACCAUGAGCUCCAGGGCCCUGACUACGAGAGCAUUUUGUGUGAAAUCGAACAUCUCAGACUGGAGUGUAAAGAUACUGUUAGUCUGUUGAAAAUCCGCGAUGCCGUUUAUUCUUAUAAGAGAUUAAUAGAACUUAAAAGGAGCCACUGCGAGCUACUCACAGGAAAACUGAAAGGAGUGGAAAGCAAAUGUAAGGGACUACAGAAGGAGGUGUCAGAGACGGAAGAAGUGAGGUCACGGCUGGAGCAUGAGAAGCUCGCAUGGGAACAGGAGCUCUGCAGGCUGAGAUUUGCUCUGAAACAAGAGGAAGAGAAGAGGAGAAGUGCGGAUCAGCUUUCCGAAAGGAUGGUGGAGCAGCUUAGAAGGAAAGGAGAGCAGUAUCAGGGCGAGGUGGAAGCCAGACAGCAGCUUGAAGUCUCCCUCAGAAGCCUGGAGAUGGAGCUGAAGACGGUGAGAAGUCACCUCAACCAGGUAUUAGAGGAACGGAAUGAGACUCAGCGGCAGCUUUCCCGAGAACAGAAUGCCAGAAUGUUGCAGGACGGGAUUCUUGCUAAUCACCUCUGCAAGCAAAAGGAGAUAGAAAUGGAGCAGAAGAAGAUGAUUUCCGAGGCUUCUCUUAGUCAUGAAAAAGAAAAAGAUCUAUUGCAGAAAAACCAGAGGCUGCAGGAUGAAGUUGCCGUGUUAAAACUGGAAAUGGACACAAUAAAAAACCAUAACCUGGAGAAGGAAAGGAAGUAUCUUGAGGAUAUUAAGAUUGCAAAUGAGAAAAAUGAUAACCUUCAAAGGAUGAUAAAGCUGAAUGAAGAAACGUUUACAAAAACAAUAUUCCAGUACAGUGGACAGCUUAACAAUCUUAAAACUGAGAACGCGAUGCUGAGUUCCAAGCUGGACAACGAGAAACAAAGCAAGGAGCGACUGGAGACGGACGUCGAGUCGUUCCGGUCGAGACUGGCUUCUGCACUGCAUGAUCACGCUGAAAUCCAGACAGCAAAAAGGGACCUAGAAACUGCUUUCCAGAGAGCAAAGGAUGAGUGGUUUCGUUUGAAGGACAAGAUGAAUUUUGAUAUGUCUAACCUCAGGGAUAGCAACGAGGUCCUCUCCCAACAGCUUUCUAAAACUGAAAGAAAGUUGAAUAGCCUCGAAACCGAGUUUCAUCACACGAAGGAUGAGCUCAGAGAGAAGACGCUCGCUUUGAAGCGUGUGCAGAGAGACCUCAGCCAGACGCAGAGCCAGAUGAAGGAGGUGGAGCACAUGUUUCAGGACGAGCAAGGGAAGGUGAAUAAAUACAUGGGAAAGCAGGAGUCCAUAGAGGAGAGGCUGGCUCAGCUGCAGAGUGAGAACACACUGCUCCGGCAGCAGCUGGACGAUGCCGCCAACAAGGCCGAGAGCAAAGACAGGACGAUAGUGAGCAUCCAAGACCAGUUCCAGGAGAUGCUCAACAGAGUCCAAGCCGAGAGUCAGAAGCACAGCCUAAGGCUGGAGGACAGAAAUCAGGAGUUAAUCAUCGAGUGCAGCCAUCUGAAAGAAAGAAUGUGUCAGUACGAGAAUGAGAAAGCAGAAAGAGAAGUAGCCGUGAGGCAACUUCAGCAAGAACUGGCCGAUACCCUAAAAAAGCAGUCCAUGUCAGAGGCUUCGCUAGAGGUUUCCUCCCGUUACCGCAGCAGCCUAGAAGAAGAGGCCAGAGACUUAAAGAAGAACUUAGGUCAGCUCAGAAGUCAGCUGCAAGAGGCGCAGGACCAACACAGAGAGGCUGUUCAGCGCGCUGAGAAGAUGCAGGACCACCUACAAAAGCUUGAACUUGAAAAUUCCAAGUUCAAAAUUACAAUAAAAACGCAAUCAGAGGAAAUUGAACAACUUCAGGAAAACCUGUCAAAUGGGAAUUUGUCUGAAGAGGAUCAGGAAAAACUGAAGAAGCUUACGGAGUUGAAAGAGUCCCUGGAAUAUACUUUGGAUCAAGAACAGAAGAGAAGCGAUGCAUUAGAAAAGGAACUGACAGAAUUUAAGGAAGUCUUAAAAAUGACCAAAAAAGAAUUAAAUGAAUAUGAAAACAGAGAACUUCAUCCUCAUCAAGAUAUGAAAAACAGUCAACUUGAAAUGGAUAUCCCAGUUAAUGCACUAGUAAAAAAGAUUGAUGAUCUUACAGAAAAACUGGAGACUGCAUCUUCAAAAUGUCUACAUCUGGGUAAAAGAAAUCAGCUGCUUCAGCAAGAACUGCUGCUGAUGAAAACUCUACAGAAGAAGUGCAGGAAGCUCGAGAAGAGUAAAAGGAAACUGGAGCAGGAGGUGGCGAGCCUCAGGAGCCACAUGGAGGAGAACAUGGUGGAGCACAGCCGAGUGCAGCAGUACGCGCGGGAGGUCGAGGAUCGAGCGAGGCAGGACUUGGUGGAAAAGUUAAAACAGGUCAACCUCUUCUUGCAGGCUCAAGCAGCGUCUCAGGAAAACUUGGAGCAGUUAAGAGAGAACAGUAAUGCUUCGCUUAGAAGUCAGAUGGAGCUCAGGAUUCAAGACCUGGAAUCCCAGCUCUGCAAAAUGAAAGCCCAGGAAGACUUCGACAAAAUAGAACUAGAAAAGUACAAGCAACUCUACCAGGAAGAGUUCAGAGUUAGAAAAGCGUUGUCCAGUAAACUAAACAGGACUUCUGAGAGGCUGGAGGAGACCAGCACCAAGCUGCUCCUGGAGGAGCAGCAGAACAGGUCUCUGCUGAGCUCUCUCAGUACGAGGCCUGUUGUAGAGUGUCCCUGUGUUGGAAAGCUUCAUAAUAGUUUGGUAUUCAACAGAACUCUUAUUCCAAGAGAAAGCCUAGCGGUUCCUACCUCAGGCCUACAGCCAUCAAAUAAAAGAGUGGAGAUCUUCCUGACCAAGAUGCAUCAAGAGUUGGAAAAAAGUAUAAAUAGAGAACUUAAAGAAGCCACUGCUGAACUUGAAUCUGAGUUCUGCAGAGUUUCUCCCCUUGGGUCUGCUACCAAACCCAGCCAAGAUCUACUCUCAGAAGCAUCGCAAGAAUAUAUAGACAUUUUAAAGAAAAAAUACAUGAUCUGCUGAAUGUAAAAAGAGAAAAAGGAAGAAAAGGCAUGAGAGUAGAAGUGGACUGUUUGGGAGGAGGACCAAAGACAAAGAGGACCAGAGAAGAUAAAGGGCAUGUGCCAGGUGUGUCCGAAAUGUCUCAACGCCCUGGCUGUGGUGGCACGUGUCUCCGACUCCAGCACUUGGGAAGCAGAGGCAGGUAGAUCUCUGAAUUCAAGGACAGUCAGGGCUACAUGUCUUACACAGAAAAAUAAAGUCGUAAUGAACCAACUAUCUUAUACAAAUAAUACAAGUUAAUAUAUGUGAUCUAAAGUGUAACAUUGUGGGCUGGAGAGAUGGCUCAGUGGUCAAGAGCACCAAUGGCUCGUCCAUAAGUCCUGAGUUCAAUUCUCAGCAACCACACAGUGGCUCACAACCAUCUGUAAUGGGAUCUGGUGUCCUCAUAUGACAUGCAGGGUUACGUGCAGAUAGAGCACUCAUAUACAAAAAAUAAAUAAAUCUUUAAAAAAGAAAACAAAGAUAUGAACAUUUAUUAAAAUAAACUAAAACAUUAUAUUUAUUAAACUGUUUAUAUAUUUUAAUUGUAAUAACUGUAUGACUUGAAAACACAAGUGAAAAAAUGUUUUUGUCAUUCAUACUAGAAAUUAAUAUAAUUAAUAUAUUUACCUGAGUUUUUUGGUAGUCUUACGCAGAUUUUGCAAGUAUUAUUAAACCAGUAUUACAAACUUUUACAUACAAAAACACUGUAAAGCAAGUGUUUAAACAACCAGGAUACUUGGUGGGAAAUAUCUUUGUGUUUUUAUUUUUAUCACUGUGUAUGGGCCAAAAGAUUUAGCCAGACGUCGGUUUCGUAUGCUGCUGCCUUAGCCACUGUUAAUGUUUUAAAUGUUUCACAGCCAUGGUAUCACCGUGAAACUUAACUUUAAGCACUGAUAGUUCUUGAUCCUGUGGAAAAGCACGGUUACCUAAGGCUUUCCACUCUUCUGUUUAUUCAUCUGCUUGUUCAUCCUUAAUUUUUUAAGUCAUAAAAUUAGAAGUUCAAAUAAUUCUCCUCUCUUCUGAACCUGCUGAGAGAGCCUUGCCGCCAUCCAUCGUCAUCCUUGACUAUUUUAGUGUUUAUUUUAACGGACAACCCUCUAAGUAACUGUAGUGGCCUUUGUGAUAAGAAGGCUAACACUCCUACAUCCUAAAGUUUAAUCCUCAGAUUCCUUUCCAGUGUGGCUUCUUAGCUACAGCGUCCUUUAAUAAAGACUAGACCCAUUCAGACUGAUGGGUCCCAGUUACUGACAGUUCCUAGACUCCUUCAAUCUGAAACAUUGUUCAGUCUUUGCUUGACUUUCAUGACCUUAAAACUUCAAGGAACAAUUUGUGUAAUAUGUCCUUGAAUUGAAUUUUCUGUUUCGUUAUGAUUAAAUCAUGCAUUCUUGGCAAAAGUAUUACAGAGGUAAUUUUUCUCAUUUAAUCCUAUUAUGUGAUCUAUAAUACUGAUUUUUCUCUGUUAUUAUGAUGUUGAUAUUGAUCACUAAAGUAGUUACCUACUGUUUUUCCUCUAUAUAUUUACUUUUGUUUUGUAAUAAUUGUUUUGUGGAGAGAUAAUUUGUGACUGUAAAUAUCUGUUUCUUAUCAAACCUACAAAAUAUUCAUUUGCUAAUAUUCAUGUAGAAUAAUGAUUCUUCAUUUUGUUUAAUGAGAUAUAAGUUGUUGAUAACAAAUUAUUUUUAUAUUUUAAUAAAUUAAAUUUUGAGAAUUUCAUA
Rattus rattus (black rat) is the source of this 6977-nucleotide messenger RNA. It is a transcript of the gene Ankrd30a, whose product is annotated as ankyrin repeat domain 30A. Bases 199 to 5241 code for a protein of 1680 amino acids. The transcript is spliced from 34 exons. NCBI's taxonomy places the organism in Eukaryota, Metazoa, Chordata, Mammalia, Rodentia, Muridae. Gene Ontology annotation, molecular function: protein binding. The record is from RefSeq and is a predicted model, not a curated record.